Messenger RNA from Solanum verrucosum, 588 nucleotides. Its product is annotated as vacuolar protein sorting-associated protein 55 homolog. Bases 45 to 386 code for a protein of 113 amino acids. Gene Ontology annotation, biological process: late endosome to vacuole transport via multivesicular body sorting pathway. The record is from RefSeq and is a predicted model, not a curated record. The transcript is spliced from 5 exons. Gene Ontology annotation, cellular component: endosome. NCBI's taxonomy places the organism in Eukaryota, Viridiplantae, Streptophyta, Magnoliopsida, Solanales, Solanaceae.
CUGGUUUUCACUUCUUGGAUAAAGUGCUUGCGGGGCUUGCCUUCAUGUUCUCUUCCAGCAUCUUGUUACAGAUUCUGGCUUGUGCUUUAUACAAUAACUGGUGGCCAAUGUUAUCAGCUCUUAUGUAUGUUGUGGUUCCCAUGCCAUGCUUAUUCUUUGGCGGUGGAUCCACACAAUUCCUAAUAAGUCGAGAUGGCGGGGGCUGGAUGGAUGCUGCUAAAUUCUUAACAGGGGCAUCAGCUGUGGGAAGCAUAGCCAUCCCCAUUAUUCUCAGACAUGCAGAUCUUAUCCAGACAGGUGCAAUGUUCAUCGAAUUCGUGUCAUUCUUCAUAUUUGUCUGCACAGUCAUGUGUUAUCAUCGUGCCAGUCUUGAUGACGAGUGGUGAUAUAUAAAUCGAGGCAUUGUGCUUUAAGUUCCUCGACUGUAAUUACGUUGCCUGGUUCUAACAAACAAGAAAAAAAAAUGCAAACAAAAGGUAGCUGAGAAGGAACCAAUGCUAGAAAUGAAACUAGAAAUUUGAUUUACCAAUGUGUAUAACUUUGUCAAAUGUCACGUUUAUAAUUUCUUGAUGUGAGAGUUGUUUUCUC